This is a messenger RNA of Macrosiphum euphorbiae (potato aphid), 1827 nucleotides long. The record is from the annotation of a GenBank genome assembly. NCBI's taxonomy places the organism in Eukaryota, Metazoa, Arthropoda, Insecta, Hemiptera, Aphididae.
AUGUCAGCAGGAAAACGACUUAGUCCUAAUGACCCAGGAUCUUAUUCUUUACCUGAAAAAGUUGCUGUAACUCAUAUUGAUAUAGAACUUGCUGCUGAUUUUAAAAAUGAAAAACUUAAAGGAUUUGUUGAUUUGAGCAUAAUUAAAAUUGAUGAGAGCUGUGAUCAUAUUAUUUUGGACAAUAUUGAUUUGAAUGUGUCAAGUAUUGAAAACAAAGAUGAUAAAACAUUGUUAGAUUACAGUAUAGGUGAUCGCUUAGAAGUGUUUGGUUCCAAACUAGAAAUAAAAAUACCAUCUAAAAAAAAGAGUAUCAUACGAAUUACUUAUGAAACAUCUAAAACUGCCUCAGCUUUACAGUGGCUUACACCUGAGCAAACUCUGGGCAAAGUCCAUCCAUAUUUGUUUAGCCAAUGUCAACCUGCUCAUGCUCGUUCCAUGCUACCCUGUCAAGAUACUCCAUCAACAAAAUUUACAUACUCGGCAAAAAUUACAGCUCCUAAACCAUUAACAGCAUUAAUGAGCGCAGUCCCGUUAGAUGUAAUUGACCAUGGAGAAACACGCACAUUCUUAUUCCAACAAACUGUUCCUGUGCAAUCAUAUUUAAUUGCCCUAGCUAUUGGUAAUCUAGUCAGUAAAACUUUAAGUCCUAUAUCAAAAGUUUGGUCUGAACCUGAAGAAAUUGACAAAGCUGCAUAUGAAUUUGAACAAACACCUGAACUAUUAAAAACUGCUGAAAAUGUGUGCGGUCCAUAUGUUUGGAAAAUUUAUGACUUACUUGUUAUGCCACCUUCAUUUCCCUUUGGUGGUAUGGAAAAUCCGUGUUUGACUUUUGUCACUCCCACAUUAUUGGCUGGAGAUAGAAGUCUCGUAAAUGUAGUGGCUCAUGAAAUAGCACAUAGUUGGACUGGCAAUUUGGUGACCAAUCGCAAUUUUGAACAUUUUUGGAUGAAUGAAGGAUUUACAGUUUAUGUGGAACGCAGAAUAAAUGGGUUAUUGAAUGGCGAGAGUUCUAGAGAAUUUGCUGCACUAGGUGGUCUUGAAGAUCUCAAACAAUCUGUUGAUAAUUUAGGUGCGGAAAAUCCUUUAACCAAGUUAGUAGUCGAUUUAAGUGGUAUUGAUCCAGAUGACGCAUUUUCUACUUGUCCUUAUGAAAAAGGUCACACAUUCUUGUUCUACUUAGAAAAACUGUUAGGAGCUGCUAAAUUUCAAAUAUUUUUCAAAUCUUAUAUUGAUAAAUUCAAGUAUAAGUCUGUUGAUACUGAAGAUUUUAAAUCAUAUUUGCUAUCCUAUUUCCAAGAAGACAGUGCCAUCUCGAAAAUUGAUUGGGACUUAUGGCUGUAUACUUGUGGCAUGCCUCCAAUAAUACCUUCGUAUGAUACAAGUAAUCAAGAUGCAUGCACCUCUUUGUUAAACCGCUGGGAACAGUGGAAUGGUUCUGGUGACAAUUUUAAGAAGUCUGACUUGGAUACAUUUCAAACAGCACAAGUUAUACAAUUCUUAGCAUUGGUUUUAAAAUCAAAUAAUUUUACUUUGUUCAAAAUAAAAGCUAUGCAAGAGGUUUAUGAUUACAACAGUAAUGGAAACCGUGAAAUUGUAUUUAGGUGGCUUAGAACAUGUGUGAAAGUCAAGUGGAUCGAACAAUUAGAACUCGUAUUUAAAUUUAUCAACACCACUGGAAGAAUGAAAUAUGUCCGUCCUAUAUAUAGGGACCUUUACUCUUGGGAAGAAGCACGGACAGAAACAAUAAACAAUUUUGAAAAUAAUAAAAUGCGUAUGAUGUAUGUUUGCCGUCAUACUGUGGCUAAAGAUCUACACUUAAGAGAAUAA